ACUAAGUAUUGAGACACAGCCAGAGUUCUCUUUUCUUAUUGGCUCUGUUCUCCUCAUGCUAUGCUAAUUCCGGUAUAUGUGCUUAACUGAGGAUUAAAUAGCCUGUUGCCGCCAAGUUUCCCCUCAAAAUAGGCGUCUUCCUAUAAUAGGUUUUGAACUGAAGGUCUGUCAUGUACGCUGAUGAGUGACUGUUUGGAAGAUGUUACUAUUAGCGGGAUAUUCCCGAGCGCUAGUUGUGUACUGGCUAGUUAACAACAGUUAGCCUGUUAGCAUUAGUGUAAAAUGACGGAGGAUACAGACACAGGAAUAGACGUUAAACUAAAACACUGGAUUAAAUCACGACAUUUUCAUAUGGUUACAAUGACAGACUAGACUCGUAGUAGAGAUGAAACCUCUAAAGCCUACUUUUCCUUUGACGUGAACAGGAAGGAUGUAAUAGUUUAGAGGUGGAAAUGGCUUACUCAUCAGGCGGAUCUCAGGAGGGACAGACUGACAUCAAAACAAAGACACACACACAAGCAGAGGAAGCCAAGUGACUGUACAGAGAUACUUCCCGAGGAAUAUAUUUCAAAUUACAAAUAUGAUGAUUUCUAGCAGUGUCCGUUCACCAAAUCUCUCCAGAGGGCAGAGGCUCUGUUUCGUAACCGUUUUAACCCCAGUCUGAAGUGGCUCAUGGGGCAGAAGGACAAAGAUGGCAGCUGGGACUCUGAGAGUGAGAGCAUCAUGUCCUGUUCCUCCAGAAAUAUUCAAUGCCUUGGGCAAACUUUACAGAGCCUCAGCUCUCAAUGCCACAUGCUCCAUGAUCCUGCAUCAGGAGGCAAGCUGUUUGGCACUGUCACGAGUCUUUAUUCCUCUGAGCAAGAUGAUUUUUACCACCACCCUCAGGCUGCAACCUUCGCCCAGCAUUACUGUCAGCUACAACGCCUAAUGGAUAACAGAGCUCAGCUGCUCUUCCUCCAUGAGUACAGCCAUCGCACACAUGUGGCCACCUGCUUUGUGGUGCAACUGCGCUUAGUGUUGGAGAAGACACAUCUCCUUUUGGCUGACAGGGGGCAAGUAGAUGAACAGCCCAACUCCACAUGGAACCUCAGCCUUAGAGCUUUGUGCCAGGAAAUGCAGGUUCACAUCAACCACUGGGCUCUGCUCUGGGCUAAAGCUCGAUCUGACUUCCAUCUCCGCUGUGUUCUUUUCAGCCGUGUGAAGACCCUUGCUUCCAUGCGGCAAACUCUACACUUGCUGGGCUUCCAGGCCUUGUGGUUGAUGGAGCACUGCAUCCACACUGCACUUUCUGCUUUGGCUGCUGCCCAGCUGGACCGUGUGCCCAGAGAUGCCUUAGUGGACCUGCUGUGUGCGAUUGAGCUGUACAACCAGAUCAUAGAAGACAAGUGGAACCAGGGUAAAACAUCUGCCUGGUGCUCACAGUUCAUGUUUAGCUCAUGCUGGCCCCGUCUGGGAUCUAUUUUGCUUCAAAACAGAACUGGUCCUAAAACAUUCCCAGUUGAGCAGUUGAUGAUGAUUCUGGCCCAGAGUCAAGCUCAGAAAGCAGCUGAACAACUUUACACAUGGUCUUCCCAGCAGAGUAACCUCCUCCAUAUGGCAAAAAACCCCAACAAACUUAAGUGUCACUUUGCACACCCUAAUCCCAAUAGUGACCUUUCAUCUUCACCUACAAUAAACAUACAUGCAGUACAACUUGAACCUCAAGCUGCUUAUGAUGCCCUCAAGAUGCCCCAAAAGCCUACUCACAGCCUCUGGUCCUCGAAUGUUCUGUUCUCUUCGUUUAUCACUCGAGAUAGAGAGUGUCUCGAUGCGCUCUUUCAAGUCUUAGUGACCUCAACAAAUCUCUUAGCUCCACUUAUUCCAAAAAAACCUCUGUUAAACAGGACAGCUGAUUUGAAAGACACUGUGGUGAUUUCUAGAGGGGCCAGUGAAGGAGAAGAGAGACUGCUAAACAGACCCAGAAUGACCUCCAAGACCUACAAUGUGGCCGCAGUGGAUUUCAGGAAGUCUGAUGCAUACAUGAAGCUCUUCUCUCAUUAUAAAAAGUUGCUGUGGGGGGAAUUUGCUAAAGCAGUUGUAAGACAAUUUCAUUAUCAGCCAUACAACAGCACUCUGGGAAGUAUCAACCAGUGGAACGAUGAAAUGGUGCUUCAUUUGGCCACAUGGCUCAAACAUUCGUAUAUUGAAGACCUCAUCCCACAAGAAUGUAAAGGAAAUUUGCGCAGUUUCUGCUUUUAUAUUUUAUCCACUGCUGCGUUUACACAAUGGGAUGAAAUGAUGUGUUUGUCGCUGGGCUCAGGGCUAAAAGAGAAGUGUGUCCCAGGAUUUAAACAGGAAAGAUGUGCAGUGAGGACCACCACCAUGGAUCUCAUCCUCCAGCUCUUCCCACCACUGCAUAUUGUUCUUCAACUACUGCAGUCCCCAGACGUAGAUUCAGUUGACAGUGGAUCCAAGAGCCUCAAGAAAAAUCACCUGGGGUUGCUGUGUAGGUCUGUUGCAACUGUCCAGUCUUCUACUGUCUGGGUUAUGAGUAAAGCCUACCAGUUUUUGGCCUCCUGGUCCCUUACUAAGUUCCUGCUGGUCACACAAGGAGAUCUUAAGGAUCUUAAGGAUUCAGUGGAUGGCCUUGUCCACCUCACUCAAGCCGCCGGCAGAGAUUCCGUUCACCCUUUGAUAAUUCAGCAGACAGCCUCACUCUCUAAGGCACUUACAGAUCUACAAGCGUUCUCUGAUCUUGUCCUGAGGACCUUUUCUGUAGACUGUAAGAAAAUGUCUGUGGAGAUCUUUGAGCAAACCAUGCCACCAGCAAAGCAUUGGAGGAUCAAGCACAAAACCGAGCUGCCCAGCAGUCCUAGUGAUUAUGCAGCCUCUGCGGCUCAGAGUGUGAUUGGUCAGGUGCUGGAGGGUGUUCAGCCUCUGCCUGAUGAUGCUCGCAUUCCUGCUCUCACUGAGGCUAUGACGGCUUUCAUGGAGGCCUGGAUGGAGCACAUCCUCAAACAGAAGAUCAAGUUUAGUAUUCAGGGGGCUCUGCAGCUGAAGCAGGACUUCGACUUGAUUCGAAAUUUCAUUCGUUCAGAGGAAUACAGCCUCUCAGAAGAGCUGCACCAGAAGCUGCUGUCACUACGUGUUUUUCAUCAGGUGGAUAAUGCAAUCGUGUGCCUACUUCAGCAGCCUAUGGCCAAACCUUACCUGCCCUCUCGCAGCUGGGAGCCUUUCAGACACUGCUGUCCAAGCAGUGGACAGGUCAUGGAUCAGACAGCAGGGAGUCUUAAUAAUCUGGAGAGUAUGGACAUACAGGUAGCAUGCCAGCAGGCCCUGACACAAGCUGAGAGCUCGGUGACCCCUGAGCUGCUGUCUUCCACCCCACCUGAGUCCUACUUGGCUGUGGCUCAGCAGGAAUGGCUGGACCUGCGGAUACACAGCAGCUCACGCUGGAAACUCCCAGUGCUGCAUUGUUUCACUAAAUCUGAACCAUAGUCAAGUGGCCAAAGCAGUUAUGUCUGUGUUUACUGGCCCACCUAAAGAUCUGUUGUUCUUUCAGAUGUGUUGUUGAAUUUGUAAUAAGAAUGUGAUCAAAUGGCCAAUCAAACCAUUCAGGUUUCUUGCCAGACAGCAAUAAUUUGAGGAAAUCCUGUAGUAUGUGCAGAUCAAAACUGAAUCCUAUAUGUGUACCAUUCAUAUUUUCUGUGAAAAACUCUUUAUUGUGACUGUAACUAAUGUAUUUCAACUGUAACAAUAUGACUGAUGCCUUUCUCAAUAAAUUGUGAAAAUAGUUAAAUUAUUUAAAUAAAUUUAAUUUUAAAAUCA
Molecule: messenger RNA, 3807 nt
Organism: Labeo rohita (rohu)
Lineage: Eukaryota; Metazoa; Chordata; Actinopteri; Cypriniformes; Cyprinidae
Gene: ccdc142
Product: coiled-coil domain containing 142
Exons: 13
Coding region: 673-3477 (934 amino acids)
Source: RefSeq, a predicted model, not a curated record